This is a messenger RNA of Punica granatum (pomegranate), 691 nucleotides long. The record is from RefSeq and is a predicted model, not a curated record. NCBI's taxonomy places the organism in Eukaryota, Viridiplantae, Streptophyta, Magnoliopsida, Myrtales, Lythraceae.
AUGGGAAAUAGAUAACUCAUUGGGCUCAUAUGCACCGGCCUCACAGUACAUUGUCAUCUCCAAUCUCCUUCCUCACCUCAUCACUGCCAUCGACGGUCUACACUACAGUCCGCACGGACUGAUCAUCUCCAUAAGAAGGUUCUCUCUUUUGCUUCCGAACCGAGCUGUGCAACUGUUGAGAUGGCGAGCAUUGUUGACGGGGCCGGGGAGCCGAUCCCCACGUCGGCGGUUCUGACGGCCUCGUCGAAGCACAUCGGGACGAGGUGCUCAUCGGAGAAUGUGGCUUUCCUCAAGUGCAAGAAGAAGGAUCCCAACCCAGGGAAGUGCCUCGACAAGGGCCAGCAAGUGACCCGCUGCGUCCUCGGCUUACUGAAAGAUCUGCACCAGAGGUGCAAGGGGGAGAUGGACGCAUAUGUGGGCUGCAUGUACUACAACACCAAUGAGUUUGACUUAUGCCGAAAGGAGCAGCAAGCAUUCGAGAAAGCUUGUCCACUGUAAGGAUUUUGAGUUCAUUCGUGUUUUGAAUUCUCGAGACGGUAGAAUUUCGAACAGCAAACACACUCUUUGCUGUCGCUGUUAACUUCUGUAUCCUCCUUGUUCGAGUUGUUACUCUUAUUAUAGCUCGGGAUGUUCAUAGAACGACAACAUAUUUCUUUGGGCAGUCAUUCGAUGCUCGAUGUGGCACCCUGUA